GUCCUUAGAUGCAGGUCAACUAUUAAUACAACAUUUACAAAACAACGUUCGCUGUAUAGACAAGUAUCAAGGUUUGGUUUUAUCGGUUGGCACAAAAGACAACGUACAGUAAGUAAUGAGUCAACGUGUGCGUGUAUAGAAACAUAUUCGUUGCUCAACCAUGCCGGCUGAAAAUGCCGAUGUGUAAAUAGUACUAACUAAUAAAUUUUGACUUCAAGAAUCAAGGUUAUAUAUUAAUUAUUUUUAGCAUUGCCUUUUGUCUUACUUGUUAAGCCUAGAGAUAAAUUAGACAAGAGAUAAUCGACAUUCGCACCAUUAUAGAAGCUAAGAACACUCUUAAAUAUACAACAUGCAACAUUCAAACAGACUCAUGUUAUUAUGUGGCAUUUAAUGAUUUACAAUUUUCACAUGAGAUUUUAAAACUGUAAAGGAAACGUAGGUUGUUUAUACAGUUGUAUAUCACUGAUUUAUACUUAUUAUUAACAUUAAAACGGCGGCCAUCUUUGAUGAAACAUGAGAUUUUUUCGUUGGAAUUGCAUGGUGCCACGUACUAUACAAACUUGAGACUUCUUUUAUUGUUUAUUUUGAUCUCCAGCCGAAUAUGAAGAACACGAAAUUAAAAUUAACAACUAGGGUAUCUGCAAGGUAGGGAUUGCUGCAGGCAUUACGAGCAAUUGGACCAUGAUCACAUACACUCAACCAAUCAAAACUCAGUGUUUCGGUGGUCUAUAUCCCAUAAACUGUCUCGACAGUGGUCUAUAUGACUCAUUAGUUUGCUCUACAGUGCAUAUGUAUAAAAAACAACUGAACCCUUUCAAAUUCAAAUUAGCUAUAACGUAUUGUAAUUUGACAGCUCUAAUUGCUUUGAAUUAAUGUUGGGUAAGAACACAAGGUCUUGUACUCAUGGGACAAAACUCAAAGAAAUAAAAAUUAGAAAAUUUAAAAGAAAUUCUGUAUUUCUUUUAAAUUUUCUAAUUUUUAUUUCUGCUGGAAAUUGAUUCCACAAGCCCUUUUCUUGAAGAAAUGCGAGAAUUUCGCAGCGAAAUGAAUGAACGAAAGCGCGGUAAGCAUACAUUAAGCUUCGCCUUAAAACUUCGUGUCGCCAGUGACAACCAACGUGUUACAGUAUCAAGCAUUCAGAUUCAGAGUAAAGAGCUUCGAAAAGGCCGGGUGUUCUCAUUUUUACAAAACGAAUCAAUUAAAGUUUCUUGUAUACCUUUUUCAAUAUUGUCCUAGCACAUCGUAAAUAAAUUUCAUACUUCUUCCAAAAUACACGUACACCAUCAUAAGGCCCGUUAAGUAUACAAUUGCAAUUCUUGAUACGAUUUCUAUUGCGAUUUUCUUUGUCCGAUGUAUGUGAACGAAUAGAUAUGAAUUUGAAUAGAUGUACCCUCACCUAAACAUUCAUAAAUCUUUCACUCGUUCCCAUCAGAAGAAGAAAACCGUAUCGAAAAUGGCAGGAAAAAUUGCAAAUGGACCUUCAGGAGGAGAUCGGAAAUCCACACUGAUCUGAAUUUAAUCAGCCGAUUUUUAAGCAAAAUAUUUAUGAGAUGAGAUUGUCAAAAUCUCUGCAAAUCGGAUCGCGACGUGUUCAAGCAUAAGUCAAUGUUUUUCACAAUGUAACUGGAAAAAUAUAGCUUCCACAUCUCUUCUAAUACGUUUUAGAACGUUUCAAACAGGAGACAACGAGACUUGUGGCAUCCAUCUUAUGUGUGACCUCAUUAGUUAUUCAUGGGCAAAUUUAAGAGAAAAGAAAGGCCACUGUUGAUGUUUAUAGUCCUUUCCCAUUGAUAAACAGAAACUAUUAGAACCUCAUUUAACAUGUCACCAACACAUGUUGGUGUAAUCAUCACAAAUCUACUGUGCCGCCAUUAGCUUCCUUCAUACAUAGCGGAUGAACUGUCCAGUUUUCAAAUCAGUGGAAAUCUCUGAGAAACGCUGUGGUGUUUGGCUCUCCUCAAAUGCGACUCAUAGGCGUAGGAAGCAACUUCGACAGUUGGAGGGGUACGAUUAGAAAAGAGCACUUUUCUCAUUGGCUUGGGAAAAGAGCACACUGAAGAAAACUUGGGGGACACGUGUCCUCUAUGUUCCCAUUGUUCCUAUGCGAUUGAGGUGAAAUUAUAAUCGCAGGACUGCAUGCAUAUUUCAACAAUUUAGCACGAGACACAAAGCUGAAAGGCACAGGGCUAACCACGUGUUGUAUUUUCCUUCUAGAUCUGCAACAACUGAUCGCAAUGGACCUUAUAAAGAAGAUGUUGUCCAUACCACUUGAACGACCGCUGACCAAUACUCAACGCUUCACAUUUGUAUCCGCUACAAUAGCGUACAUUAUAGCAGGACUGGGUAUGACCUUUACCCCUGGUCUUUGGAAUAUGGCUGUACUUCUGGAUGUCGCUGCUGGUGGCAGAGGAUAUUUCAUUCUUGCUGGAGCUGGUUUGGUUGAUAUUGGCUUAUGUUACGUGGUUUUAUCCAGAAAUAAAUCCAGUCAAAUACCAAACCACGGACCUUUGCUUGGAACUGUUGUUAGUCGACUGUUGAUUAUCAAUGCGAUUCUAAUAACAUUUUAUACCCAAGGAAUAAUUAACGCACGUUUUGGUCUAAUGUUUAGUAUACUUGACAGCACACUUUCAAUUCAAACCUAUAUCAUCUGGUCACGAGAAAAUAAAGAUGCAUCCUUUAUGAAAUUUCUCCAAGAAAUCUGGUCAACAGUAAAUCCCUUUUCCGCAAAACCACCACCCUACAUGAUUUUCCAGGCUCUCGGCUUUGCUCAGUUUUUCAUGAGUUUUACUGCGACAUCAAUCUUAAUGUCCAGCGGUGUUGUUCCAAGUACUAUCCAAGGAAGUCAUACAGAGGGACUGUUGCGAUCCUAUUUCGUAACAAUGGCAGUUCAUGCUGUCUUACAAAUUCUUGCCUCGGGCGCUCGAAAUGAUUCCUUUCCAAUUGCCUCCGUGUUUUACCGUGUGAUAUGGAACAUUCCAGUUUUCUUCCUGCUGGCGAUGACGUCUCAAAUACCCAGAGGAUUGGCCAACAUUCUCAUUAUUUAUGACGUUAUGUUUAUAGUUGUUACUGUCGUGCUCUUUGCAAGAGAACAUCGUGUUAAAAUGAAAUGAACAUAUUCAAUAUGAUUGACCUUAUGUAUUAUUAGCGCAAUGACAACAGCUGAU
Messenger RNA from Paramuricea clavata, 3164 nucleotides. Lineage: Eukaryota; Metazoa; Cnidaria; Anthozoa; Malacalcyonacea; Plexauridae. The record is from the annotation of a GenBank genome assembly.